This is a messenger RNA of Penicillium olsonii, 2334 nucleotides long. NCBI's taxonomy places the organism in Eukaryota, Fungi, Ascomycota, Eurotiomycetes, Eurotiales, Aspergillaceae. The record is from the annotation of a GenBank genome assembly.
AUGUCAUACUACAGCCGAGAACGGGAUUGGGAUGACACCCGCCCCGUCACAAUCAAGCGCUAUGUCGUUCCCCCCGAAGACGACCGUCGAGACUUCAUGUCGAGACACGAGGAUCCAUAUGCCGGCGAGCGCGAGAUGGUAAUUCGCCGCAAGACGGAUCGCGAUGAGCCCGUGAGCAUCCAGCGCUACGAACGAGAAGUGGACUAUGAGACCCCCGCGCGCUAUGAGCGAUACUACGAAGAACUGGAGCCACCCCUGACCCGAGAGCCACCGCUGAUUCACGAAGCUCGCCAUGCCUACACCAGUCCCCGGGAAUCUGACUAUGACGUCGUGCGCCGCUCCGAAGCCGACGAGGACCCUUACUACUAUCAUCGCCACCGCCGAGUGCGCGAGUACGAUGACCGACGCUCUCGGCGGGAGUUGAGUCCCAGUGAUUCCAUCUCGCAGACCAGUCGUCGGCGCGAUCGUGACCAGGACUACAGCAGUGAUGAUAGCAUGGUAUACAUUCGCAAGGAGACUCACGGCCAAGAGGACCACGCCCACCACCGUCGUCACAUGCUAGAAGGUGCCCUGGUAGGUGCUGGCGCAGCCGAGCUGAUGCGCAGCCGGAGCAAGAAGGACGGCGAAUCUACUCACGGUGCCAGUCGAAUCGGCAAGACGGUUGGUGCCGGUGCGCUGGGCGCAGUGGCUGUCAACGCUGCUUCCCGCGCACGCGAAUACUACCGCAGCAAGAGUCGUCACCGUUCUCACUCCUUCGAUGAUAACCGGUCUCACCACUCCCACCGCCACAGUAGACACAGCUUGCACAGUCACAGUCAUCACAGUCGAAGCCGCAGCCGUUCCCAUUCACACUCGCGGGCCAAGACCCUCCUCGAGCUGGGCGUUGGUGCCGCCGCCGUGGCCGCUGGUGUGGCUGCCCUGCGUAGCAAGUCUAAUGCCGGAGAACGCAAGGGCCGAUCCCGCACUCGCUCGCGCUCUCGCGCUGCCAGCCGUGGCCGCUCCGAGAAGGGCGAGAAGGACGACGACCGCAACAUGUCCGAACGCCGCAAGCACAUGGCCGGCGCCGGUUUGGCCGGUGCAGCCGCUGCAGGCAUCGUCGAGAAGAUCCGCAGCCACUCGCGCUCCCGGAAGGGUGAACGUUCUCGCAGCAAGAGCCGCCUCAGACAAGCUCUGCCAAUUGUCGGUGCUGGUCUCGCAACUGCCGCUGCCACGGGUCUGUACGAGAAGAAGAAAGGCGAGAAAGACGAGAAAGACGGCCACAGCCGCGGCCGACACCGCUCCAGAUCUCGCAGCCGCGCCCCAUCACAGUCUUACCCCGACCCAGCCCGCGACUCCGCCGGUCUGAUCGAGUACGGCAACGACCCAGUCUCAGGCAGCAUCCCCGCCGAGCACUACUACGGCCAGCCGGGCUCCAGCCAGCCCUAUCUGGAAGGACCUGAGUCCUACAGCACGCGGCGUCACUCUCGCAGCCGAAGCCGCAGCCGCGGAGGCCGCUACACCAGUUCCUCAGGCUCGGACCGUGACCGCAGCGACCGACGCCGGAAGCACCGCAGCCGCUCGCGCGACCUCGCCGGUGCAGCUCUCGGUGCCUCUGGUCUCGGAUACGCCGCACACAAGUUCAACGAGCGACGCAAGUCCAAGUCCAGGGAGAGAGAACGCGAACGCGAACCCGCUCACGCACGCUACAACGAUCGCAAUGACCAUGCUCGCGACCCUUACGAGGAAUCCUACGAUCCAGAGCCUUACGCUCCCUACCCUCCCUCCCCACAUGGUCCUCCCCCAAUGCCUGACCACUACUACCCCAAUGGACCUCAAUUUCCCCCUCCCCCUGGCGACUCAACUCACAACCUGAAUGCUACCCCUGCCCCAUACAACCCGGCCGAUUAUCCCCCACCCCCUGGUGCUGCACCUCCCUCGCAGCCGUACGCCUACGGCGCAGGUCCAGAACAGUACCGGCCUCGUAGAGCCGAUGACAAUGUGAGAUCCCCAAUUAUCCACGAGGGUUUAAGCAAACCCCUCUCAAGACCGAAUAGUCAUCCUGCGUCGAAAUCUGUCGCUUUCGAUCUUGACAAUGCCUCUGAUAUUGGGUAUGAGUCGGAUGAUAGUACUUCCACCAUUGAGCCGCAUGGCGGCGGCCAUGAUCAUCGUCGUCGUCGUUCUUCGUCGGUGCCUCACUCUGUGCAUGGCAGCGGGGGUUCUAAAGGUUCUGAUUCUUCGGAUUCAACCAUUGACUUGCCCAACCGGUUUGAUGGCCAAGGCCGACUUCUAGAUCGGGAUCCUGCCGUUGAGAAAUUUGAGGACUUGAUCAAUCGCUUUACGAAGGUUCUGUUCUAG